Messenger RNA from Talaromyces atroroseus, 1125 nucleotides. RefSeq lists its product as hypothetical. The record is from RefSeq and is a predicted model, not a curated record. The transcript has 2 exons. Lineage: Eukaryota; Fungi; Ascomycota; Eurotiomycetes; Eurotiales; Trichocomaceae. Bases 1 to 1125 code for a protein of 374 amino acids.
AUGGCCAGCGCGACAGUUGCGACUGCAACUACAACUAUAUUAGUUACAGCUACAGCUACAUCUUCGAAUUCGGUUUCAGCAACUGCGUCGAUAAUCUCGCCAACAACAACAAUCACCGAAGCAUCAACACCAGAAUACCUUCUCGGCCCACUGACUACACAGUUCACCGCGCCCAUUCAGUGCAGUCAGGCAUAUUGGCUGUCCAACAGUGCACAGUAUCAUGACCCCUAUCUAGGUCAAACCUGUGCAAGUGUUGAUGGACAAAUCACCUACAUCCAGGACAACAACUGUCUCCCUCCAGUAACCAAAUCCGAGAUCAUCGCAAGCUUGGUCGGCGCCUCGUCAGUUUUGAGCACCAGCUAUGAUUAUAUUGGCUACUACUCCCCGGGCAUUUCAUGUCCCGCUGGAUAUGCGACAGCCUGUGCGGCGCAGGCAGGGUCGAAUGGAGUUCAGUCUACGUUGUCCGGCUUUGAAAGCUUCGGCUUUGUACACACACCGAGUGCUUAUGAGACGGCGAUGGGGUGUUGUCCAACUGCUUCAUCGUCAUCAACACUGUUGCCUCUCCCCACGAUCUUCACCGCGUCGACCACGCUUCGUUCAACAGUUAUUACAGAAAUGUUCAACUUCACAACCCUAUCCAUGAUUGCAACCAUGGUCCAGCUCAAAUUCCAGGCGACCGAUCUUCCCUCCGCUUCUUCUUCAUCGUCGUCAUCGUCAUCGUCAUUAUCCACUGCAACAGGCACAUCUUCAGGCAGUCAAAAUCACAAAACAACAACAAUUGCUGUCGCCGUCGUCAUCCCGUGUGUAGCGGUACUCAUUGCAGCAGGGCUGGCAUGGCUCUGGUAUCGACGAAGGGCUAAGAAACGGUAUCAAGCCGCACAGUCAACCGAACCCUCGAACCCGUAUUAUCGCGCAAGCAAUGUACCCACCGAAAUCGCGGGGGACUCAUCUCGGUUUGAGAUGGACGGCACGAUAGCCCAUGAGAUGGCUGGUACAGAGCCGAAGAAGGCGCCGCAUGAGAUGUAUGCCGGUGAUGAGAUACCGCGGUAUCGUGAUGAUGGCAGUAAUGAUGAUCCCAAAGAGGCAGCGCAUGAUAAUGUACAUAGGACAGAGAUAUCCGCGUAA